Lotus japonicus is the source of this 2864-nucleotide messenger RNA. RefSeq names its product E4 SUMO-protein ligase PIAL2-like. NCBI's taxonomy places the organism in Eukaryota, Viridiplantae, Streptophyta, Magnoliopsida, Fabales, Fabaceae. The transcript has 16 exons. Gene Ontology annotation, biological process: protein sumoylation. Bases 95 to 2608 code for a protein of 837 amino acids. The record is from RefSeq and is a predicted model, not a curated record. Gene Ontology annotation, molecular function: zinc ion binding; SUMO ligase activity.
GAACCAAAGACACUGUUGUUCUUCACUGGCCUCAUCAAUAAAAACAGCCAAAAACUGAAGAAGAAAAACACGGAGCUGGUUCUCCACCGUUCCGAUGGCACUGCAACAACCAACUGUGGCCGCCUUCAAGGGUACCGGACAACCGUUAUCACCGUCGGACAUCAACUCCUACAGAAUCAACGCGGUGGUUGGCCGUUUGAAUCAGCAUGUUCAACCUAGCAGCACCAAGCCCACCCGAACUGACCCUUACGAAUUUUACAAUCUCUGCCUCUCCCUCUCUCGGGGUAUUGAUUAUGCACUUGCCAAUGGUGAAAUUCCAGCAAAAGCUAAAGAUUUCCCUAAAUUGAUGAAACAGAUUUGUCAACGAAAGAAUAAUGAAUUAGGAAAGGCAGCUAUAAUGGUUUUGAUGAUAUCAAUCAAGAAUGCCUGUCAGUAUGGAUGGUUCGAGGAGAAAGACUCAGAAGAACUUUCCACUAUUGCUAAUCAGAUAGGAAAUAUCUACUGCAGCUUGGGGAAUGUAAAUGCUGGACCUAGUUCUUGCAAUUCCACAAUAUCCUCAAUAAUAGAGAGGUUCUAUCCAAAAAUGAAUAUGGGUCCAAUACUUGUGUCUAUUGAAGCAAUGCCUGGAUAUGGAGCUUCCGCGGUUGACUUCCAUAUUACGAAGAAGAAUGUUCUACCUGAUGUAAAAAUUUUGCAGUGGUUAUUUGUGGCACAAAUUGAUAAUAUUGAGACAUCUGCGUGCCUCAUUAGUCCUCAGCAAGUGAAUUUUCUCCUGAAUGGAAAAGGAGUAGACAGAAGGACUAAUGUUCAAAUGGACACUGGACCACAGAUGCCAACUCAUGUGACUGGUUUGCUUAAAUUUGGCACAAAUCUUCUUCAAGCAGUGGGUCAAUUCAAUGGUCAUUAUAUUAUACUUGUUGCCUAUAUGAGUUUUAUAUCCUUGCCUGAGCCUCCACUUCUUCAAGACUAUGUUCAGCCUCCUGUUACUUCUGUUGAUUCAGAUUCAGAUAUUAUUGAGGGGCCAUCUCAAAUCUCACUUAAUUGUCCCAUAAGCUUUACACGUAUCAAGACGCCUGUUAAAGGGUGCUCAUGCAAACAUUUCCAGUGUUUCGACUUUGACAACUUCAUUAAUAUAAAUUCAAAGAAGCCAUACUGGCGCUGCCCUCAUUGCAACCAGUAUGUCUGCUAUGCAGAUAUUCGUCUUGACCGAAACAUGGUUGAGAUACUGAAAAAUGUUGGUGAGAACAUUGUAGAAGUGAUGGUAUUUGCUGAUGGAUCAUGGAAGGCAGUCCUGGAAGUUGAUCGUGGUGUGGAUAAGAUUCAGGUUAAGGCCCCCAAUUGUGAAAAGGAACAGAGUCAGCAGACUGAACUAAAAGAAUUUACUUGUUCUCCUUCACCAAGUACUGUUACCAACAUUUUGGACCUCACCAACGAUGAUGAUUAUUCGGACAUUAUGGACAUUUGUGCAACAGAAGAUAGAAAACCUUCACAGGAAUCACUUCCUGGUCAAUUUGUCACCCCAAAUUCACCUUCCUUGGGUGCUGCUGCCCAGAUAGAAGAUGACUUCUUUUGUGGAAUUUUUCUUGAGCAGCCUGUUCUCCCUGAUCCUGGUUCUCCUGUAUUUAAUCAGGAAGCUGAAGGUCAUGAGAAUAAUUCUGCCAUGAUCUCUGCCAUGUGUAAUCAGGUUUCUGCACCAAGCAAUUUACAUCCACAGUCGAUUUAUAUGAACUUAGGUGAUAACGAGUAUGGGAGGUCAUCCUCGACACUGAGACUUAUUAAUAGGACUCCCGUCGCAGUUCAGGCCCUCCCAGUCCAAUCUCAGACAUCGGGAACGCAACAAAGUCCAGUUACUAAUUUGAAUUCCUUUCUACCCGGCAAUUCAUCCGCUACUCCCCAUGUUUCUUUGCCCAAUCCAGUCUCUGCAGAUGCUUUCAAUUCCAUACUGAGUGAUACAGAAAGACAGCAGCAUUUUUCUCGACCCCCAUUGAAUCAGCCUCAGGUCUCAGGUCUGAAUUCUUCAGCAUACCAGCAUCGCUCAGCAACACAGGACCGAGUACCGCCUGUUUGUAUGCCAGCACCAACUCCAUUGCAAAACCCAUACAGAUCUGGUUCGCUUAAUAACUUCACAAACCCACACCUGCAGCAAUCUCUGAAUCCCCUGUCACCACGAGAACGACUAAUGCAAUCAUAUGGUUUGCUGUCUAGGAAUGCUCAGACAGCAAGAGCUACUUCCAAUAGCCAACGGGAUAGUGUUAUGGCUGCUGCCCAAGCUGCCAGACAAUCUCAAUCUAUUUCAGUUCAAAAUCAAACUGCAGCCACAUCAGGGGAGCAAAGAAGAACUGUGGGGGGAACGGUGCUGUCAGUUUCUAGGACUGAUGAUUUGUUCACUUCGCAACCAGAUCAGAAUUGGCGUCCUACACGGAGAAUGCGUGGAAGUCUUGAACUUGAUAGUCGGCACUAUCCAGAGGCUGUUACGCAGCGAAUAAUUGCGCCGACACAAACACCAGUUCUAGGUUCGAGACCUCAAGGUUCACAACCGGUCCGACCAACCGGAGGGUCACCCCAACUUGAUGUCCUUAUUGCCAACAAUAAAAAUGCCCAUAAGUAAUGCGAGAUAUUUUAGGAAGGCUCCGUUUGCACAUGCGUGAAAGGUUUUAGAGCUGCACGUUGAUAUCUGAUGAGCUUAGGCUGUAAAUAGUUAUCUUCUCAUCUAUGUAUGGAGAAAACACAAGUACACGUUCUUGUAAGAUAUUAGUCUAGUUAUCUAUCCGUUAGUAUGUUGUACUGUAAUAUGAAAGAGGUUCUUAAGCACUUGUGUAACUUGCUGAAGAUUAUCUAUUCCCACCCAAAAAUCAUUUCUCUAA